AUGUUCUCAAAUGUGGCAAAGAUCUAUAUUUGGAAGGUGUGUCAUGAUAUACUACCGUCUCUUGACCGGUUAGUUUCAAAAUGUGUAGUGUUGGAGUCACAGCUGUGCAUCUUGUGUGGAGUUUCUGUUGAGUUAACCCUUCAUAUAUGUCGUGAUUGUCCUUACAAGAAACAAGUCUUACAGAAUCAUGGGGUGUUGAGACAGGUUUGUUACCACCCUCAAGCUGAGAAUCUUGAGUUGCUACCUUGGUUGAAUUACUGUGUUAAGAGUUUAGCUCUAAAGGAUUGUGGUGAAUUGGUUUACUUUCUUUGGAGCAUUUGGAGAGAGAGGAAUAGCAGAGUUUACGAAGGGAAGAGUAGUCAAGCCUGUGAUGUGGAAUUGAGGGUUGUGUCUCGCAUACAAGAUUUAUGUGUGCUUAACUCUAAGUCUCAAAAUAGUACUAGUCGAAGGCGACGAGUUCUGAAAUGGAUAGCUCCUAUAGUGGGUCUUGUGAAGAUUAAUGUAGAUGGUUUAUUUCAUCAUGCUACAAGGAAGGGAGGGUUUGGUUAUGUGAUUAGGGAUUUUAGCGGUGCCAUGCUUGCUGGCUGGGCAGGCCCCUUGAGUGGUCUAAUUUUCGUUGAACAUGUUGAGGUUCUAGCAUGCCAAUGUGCAAUGCUUUUUGCUAUUGAGCAAGGUUUUAUACCAGCUGUUUUGGAAAUAGAUGCACAAGAGGUGCAAUGA
Rosa chinensis is the source of this 720-nucleotide messenger RNA. RefSeq lists its product as uncharacterized. Bases 1 to 720 code for a protein of 239 amino acids. The record is from RefSeq and is a predicted model, not a curated record. The transcript has a single exon. NCBI's taxonomy places the organism in Eukaryota, Viridiplantae, Streptophyta, Magnoliopsida, Rosales, Rosaceae. Gene Ontology annotation, molecular function: RNA-DNA hybrid ribonuclease activity; nucleic acid binding.